Molecule: messenger RNA, 2901 nt
Organism: Pyricularia pennisetigena
Lineage: Eukaryota; Fungi; Ascomycota; Sordariomycetes; Magnaporthales; Pyriculariaceae
Exons: 3
Coding region: 1-2901 (966 amino acids)
Source: RefSeq, a predicted model, not a curated record
AUGUCCGCAAACAAUACGACACCGGGCAGUGACGCGCUCUUGGAUAAGUGGCACGGUCAGUUGGUUCCAUGGUCCUACGAAGGCGGCUUCAUCGCCUUGAGCUUCGUCGUCAGUCUCAUCGGCGCUGCGACGACACUGGAGCUCAUCCAGCGACGCACCGCGCAGACUGGAAAGCUCAACAAUGUGCUCCUCGUCGGCGCGGCAAUAUCGAUGGGUGGUGUCGCCAUCUGGUCAAUGCACUAUGUUGGCAAUCGAUCAAUCAUCAUAGCCGACGGGGAGAGUCAGCUUCAGAUCUCCUACUCGAGCAGCUUCACGGUGCUCUCGUUGUUCGUCCCCAUCUUCGUCUUGCUGGCAGCCUUUGUCGCAACCGGAACAAAGGAUCGCGUUUCGUGGUGGCGAAUCGGCAUUGGUGGUACGCUCGCUGGCCUGGCCAUCUGUGGUAUGCAUUAUCUGGGAAACGCGAGCAUCUCCAACUACUCGUGCGAAUAUGAUCUCGGAAAUGUCAUCGCAGCAGGUAUUAUCGCUGUCGUCGCCAGCAGUAUCGCCCUGGCUAUCUUUUUCGUGUUUCGGGCCACCUGGACGAGUGCGUGGUGGAAACGCACCAUUUCCGAGAUUAUCUUGGCUGGUGCCGUGUCGGGAAUGCAUUGGUGUGCGUCGGGCGGUACUCACUACCGCCUGAUAGCCUUGAGAGACAGCAGCAAUGGCGAGUUGGACCGCAACACUACCGUCAUAAUAGUCAUCUGUCUUGCGGUGGGUGCCAGUAUCUUGAUGGGAGCCAUGGCGAUAUAUUUGGCAUACAUCAUGAAGCGGUAUGCAAGUCGCGCUCAGAAGAUUCAGCUUGCGGCUGCUAUUUUUGACGACCAAGGGCGGGUACUGGUGAAUCGUGACGGACUUUUGCCCUGCGAAAAGAUCACCGACUCAUUUUUCGAGAAGACCCCACGGGAUGCGCUCAGCAACGCGCACCCGUUGUUUCACUGGAUGUACCAAGUAUCGAGAAACUGGCCUUGCGUCGCUCCUCUGAUGGAAGGAAUGUCGGCCCACCUUGCUCAGCUCUCCCGAGAUGGCACGGCCAAGGGAGGCAUCCAACUGGUGACUGGACAGCACGAACCCGUUCCAGAUUACGACAACAUCGUUCGCGAACUGUUUUGUGUGACGGCUGCGACUUUGGCCGCCCGACUCAAGAUCAACCUGGAGGAUCUAGGUGUGCUGUGGGAUGAGAUAUUAAACACUGGGGGCGCGCCAUUGGGUCCUCCAAAGAACGACAGCCUUGGCCUUCGCGACGACGCUACAAGAAACCCGGCUGAUGUAGGUCUCGCCGAGAAAGGUUUCAGGUUUCGGGUCGAAGUCGGUCACGAUGCGCCGCGGGGCUCACUACUUUUCCUGGUUCGGAAAAUACAGUCGAACAGCGACAUGGAAGCGCUAGAGGCUGCUGGGUUUAGAUUUGCAGAGCUGCACCAAGUCAGCAACAACAUCAGUACCAAGAUGCAAAUCAGGACGCGAGAGCUCGAGGUCAAGCUGCGGCACAUGGCCCUGCAAACGGAGCAAAACACAAUGCUGGAGCCUGGGGUGCAUCUCGGGCUUUUUGGGAUCCGGUCGCAGUCAGGAGUUGUCGAGUUCGACGUCAUGGCUAGGAAAGGAGCUACCAAUCUUCUCCCAUCCGUGGUCAUGGAAGGGGUUGAGAGCUUGGAGGAGUCGGAGAAGGUGUUCCUGGCACAGCUGGACCGCAUGAGCAUCAACGCCAUGUUGCACGUUCUCAGGAACGGCGGUAUCCCGGCGGCUCAGGACACGUCGGCCUUUGCAGAGAAGUUGGCAGAUGCACUCCGGACACUGCGAGGCUGGAUCGACGACCCCGUGUUGGCCGAGGCGAUGGUCACGUCAAAAGUCGUCGAGGUUCCCUCAAGUCCACUACCCGGGACGAACAUAGCGAGAACCGCCACCAUGAUCGCGCUUCGUAUCGUGAUACCUACCUCUCACAAGCUCUCUGACCACAGCAGGUGCGAACUGAUUCCUCUGGGUCUCUUCAGGGUGCAGCAGAUAUCAUACAAGGGCUCGCCCCACCAAGCGGCCUUUGCUCAGAGCGUGCGCCUCCAGAUCGCGCCCCUGAUCGAACACCUGAUAGCGCAAGAGAACAACCGAUUGAAGCAGUCAAACCGCAACAAAUACACAAAGCUAGAGUCGCCCAGGAAAGACGAUCAAUCCGAGAUGGCUAUUGAGAUAACAGCUCCAGGCAAUAGUCGCCCAGCGACACCGAACAAGCCGGAAAAGAAGCUAAACAUGUGGACGCACUGGCGUAAAGUAGAAACCGCAUCCCGAGAUGUCGAGCGCGGCGAAAGUGUUCCGGAGAGGGUGUCUUCGGUGUCUUCCUCUGGGAUGACAUCGAAAAGGUCGAAUUCGUCAUUGAGCUUAUGGCGCGGUGCCGGCGACCGAUCGAACAGUAUCGGAGACAUCAGGGCCACAUCGUCGCACGGUUUAGUCGGGGAGACGAACGGGGCAGUGACUGGGGUCACAGCUCUUAGCUUGCCCACAUGUGGGAAAUGCGGGCGGCACGGGGGCGCCCCGGUCUCCCUCCAAGGUGAUGAUGAUCGGUUGGCCAGGCGAAGCUGUUGCUCCGUGGCGGCAGCACGAGCGGCGGCAGCAGCAUCCGCAACAGCGCCACCCAAUAAUAGCAACGGCAACGGCAGCAGCAGCAAAUCGCACGGAGACGUGGUGGAGAUGACGCCUCUCGCGUCCCCACGGAGUGGACACACAAGAGGCGACAGUGGAGGAGCGUCGAGUUUGACCAGUAAUGGGGGGAGUGUGGACGACGGGUCAGAGUUCCACGGGUCAAAUGGGUCGACUGUUGAGGCUGCAAGGGAUAUAAGAACUUUUGUUGACGUACUAUUCACGAUGCGGAAGUAUUGA